Didymella exigua CBS 183.55 is the source of this 672-nucleotide messenger RNA. Its product is annotated as kinase-like protein. The record is from RefSeq and is a predicted model, not a curated record. Gene Ontology annotation, molecular function: ATP binding; MAP kinase kinase activity. The annotation marks the transcript as partial. The transcript has 2 exons. Gene Ontology annotation, biological process: MAPK cascade; protein phosphorylation. Lineage: Eukaryota; Fungi; Ascomycota; Dothideomycetes; Pleosporales; Didymellaceae.
AUGAGGGCUGGAGCCCUCACAGGGUUGCAGCCUGACCACAGGCGCUUAGAACAAGGCAAACUCUUUCUCGAAGAUGUGAAGGCACUCGGUCGCGGCAGCUCUGCAAUGGUCUACAGCGUGCGUCACCGUGUAUCCAAGAAAGAGUUCGCAUGCAAACGCAUCGAGCGUGGCCCCGCCAGAUUUCAGCAUGACAAUCUUAGAGACUUCCUCCGGGAAGUCAGAAUCUUACAGCGACUUCAUCACCAGCACAUUGUCAGACUCAUUGCAAGCUACACGGAUGAGGCCACCUUCUCGUUAAUACUUCUGCCCGUGGCAAAUGAUACCCUCGAGUCGCUGCUAAGACAAAUCACGCCUUCAGCCAAUGAACAGGGCGAGUCCAUUUUACGUCACGCCUUUGGAUGCUUACUGUCGACUCUGAAGUACCUACAAGAUCAUGCGAUCCGGCACAAAGAUAUCAAGCCCUUAAACAUCCUGCUCAGCGACCAAGGCAGCAUCUAUCUGUGCGAUUUUGGUAUCAGUCUGGACUACUCUGAGACCAAAGAGGCUACCACAGAAGGUCGCGUGCUUGGUUUCACUCCCGGAUACUGCGCUCCAGAGGUUGGGAGUGGCGAAGCAAGAAACGCUCUUUCAGAAGUCUGGUCGAUGGGGCGUGUUUUUUUCGAUAUGAUUGUG